Molecule: messenger RNA, 1128 nt
Organism: Huiozyma naganishii CBS 8797
Lineage: Eukaryota; Fungi; Ascomycota; Saccharomycetes; Saccharomycetales; Saccharomycetaceae
Gene: SGO1
Product: Sgo1p
Exons: 1
Coding region: 1-1128 (375 amino acids)
Biological process (GO): meiotic chromosome segregation
Cellular component (GO): nucleus; chromosome, centromeric region
Source: RefSeq, a predicted model, not a curated record
AUGACUGCGGGCGUGCUGGAGCAGCUGGCGGCGGUGGUUGGUCCCGGUCCUGUGGAUGGCGGUGCUGGGAGUGUUCUCAGGGCGCAGAACGGGUCGCUGGCGAGGGAGAACGGGGUUUUGAGGGGCAAACUGCGCGAGUUGGAGGCCCGGGUGGUGCAACUUGUGAGGGAGAACUUUAUUGUCGAGAGGGACCGUGUGCGGCUGCGCCGCAUGCUGGAGAAGAAGUUCGAUGAAAUUUUGGAGCUAUGUGAAGGAGUUGAGCACAAGAACACCGAUGAUACACCUCGUUGCACAAACAAGCUUGUCACAGAGAGACGGAGACGGCGACAGUCGACGUUUGUGGUCGCUGAGGAAUUGCCGGCGGGAACGAGUUCGGUAAAGGUUCCCGUCUUUAAAGAUACAGACAUAGAAUCGGCGAAUGUUUCUUCGACAGUAGAACACCAGGAGACUGCUGUCAAGGAUACACCUAAGAAGACCACUUCGAAUGCUGCUAAGAAUACAGCUACGAAUGAUACUUCGAAAGUCACUUCGAAUGGACCUGCGAAUACCACUUCGAAGACCACUUCAAAUGAACCUGCGAAUACCACUUCGAACAUUCCCAAGAGCACUGCCGCUGACGCUGGCAGUGCUCUUGGCAGUGCUCUUGGCGGUGAUUCUCCCCGGAAACCCCGUACAAGGGGCAGACACGUAAGCUACAAACUGCCCUCGCUACGCUGCAAGAUGCGUAGGCCCUCUGAGUCCCUAGUAGAUGCCACGACAACCGUGGAUAUAAAUGCUCUUGCAGUGUACAACACAGCAGAAGAGGCUGCAGAGGCAACGGAUAAAGUGCCCCCGGUACUCGCUGAUAUCACGAAUAAACGUACAGCUACACAACCUGAGGGGACGACCACCACGUUGAAGAAGCACAAGAAAAAGAAGAAGAGGAAACUGUUCAGCGGUGGGAUUGUUAACGACUUGGAAACCUCACAACCACGGCAAGAACUGGGCUCGCUGGACGGGCCCGGUCUCAGGUUCCGCAACGACGAUCUCGCCGUGUUCAAUCUCUUCGAGGGCAACUUCACAGCAACAAGAACCAAGAAAACGUACAGGAGUGCAAACUCCAACAAGAACUACCCUCUGCGGUUAUAA